Melampsora larici-populina 98AG31 is the source of this 327-nucleotide messenger RNA. RefSeq lists its product as uncharacterized. The coding region runs from base 1 to 327 and encodes 108 amino acids. The record is from RefSeq and is a predicted model, not a curated record. Lineage: Eukaryota; Fungi; Basidiomycota; Pucciniomycetes; Pucciniales; Melampsoraceae. The transcript has a single exon.
AUGUCAACACCUAACCUCCCUGAAGGACUACCUCCACGCACGGCGACUCCGAACCAAUCUGAAACUUCCAAAUCGAGAACAAGAAGCGGUAAGAAGAACGAAUCAUUGUUAGCGAUAAACGAAGGAGGAAGUGACCCACAAAAAGAAGAUGGCAAUGGACAGAAAGGUGAUCAAACAAGCGGAGACCCAGGUGAUGUUACUGGUAAUACUCAAGGUAGACAAGAUGUUGAGGUUGGAAAGGCUGGGGACAAUCAAGUCGCUGAAGAUAAUCUAGAUGAAGAUGAGAAUAGAACAGGAAUUGUUGCAAACAUAACAGGACUUGGUUAG